Messenger RNA from Rotaria socialis, 1626 nucleotides. Lineage: Eukaryota; Metazoa; Rotifera; Eurotatoria; Philodinida; Philodinidae. The record is from the annotation of a GenBank genome assembly.
AUGUUUCUGAAAUUACUUGUAAAUGCAUUUGAACAUGCAAAAUCCAAAAUAACUUCAACACGUUCGAUUAAUCGAAUUUCAUCAGAAUCAGAUGAUGAAUUUGAUCCAAACAAUUCUAAACAAAGUUCUCCAUAUGUUCCAUCAAUAAUUCAUCAGCAACCUCGUUCAUCUUUAUCAAAAUGGUUAUGUACAACCACAGCAUCUGCUAAUAAAUCGAUUGUAUCAUCGAAAGCAAAUAAAGUACGUCGAAGUACUUCAUGGCGAUCUCUAAAGGAGCGUGGAAAUAAUUAUAUCGAACAUAUUACUUCACGAGCAUUAUCUGUUGAUGAGAUUCAUCAAAAUGAUAAAAAAUACAAGCAAGACACUUCUAUACGUAAAGAAAAAUAUAAUCGACGCGAUCCUUCACAUUCACCAUCAACCGAUUCAACUCAUCAAUGUCAACGAAAAGCAGGUCUUAAUCGAAUCCGUUUAUCAAAUUGUGAUGCAUCAACUAGUCUUCCAACAAAUCAUAAUCAUUUUUAUGGUUCAUCAUCAACAUGUGUCAAUUAUGCAGAUAGAAAUAAAAAACAAAAUUUAUCAACAAAAUCUCAUCGAAGAAACAAUCGAGAAAAAUUUCCAACUAAUAAAAUAAAUAGUGUAGGUGGAGAUUCUGGCUAUUCAGAAGAAAGUUUUUCAACAACAAUAUCUUCCUAUACACGUCCAUUACAUACAUCAUGCCCUCAUUGUCAUUGUGAAAAUCGUUCAUCAUUUAAUAAUUAUAAAAAAUCUCAUGACAGCUCUUUAACGGAUUCACCAACGUCAGAUACGACAAUCAAUAAACAAAUUCAUUCAUCAGAUUUUUAUUAUCAUCUUCUUCAACACAAGCAAAUCUUAUCAGCUAGUCGAUCUUAUCCACAUAUUAAACCAUUACCGAAAACAACGAUUCAAUCACAAGCAAUUAAACCUUCAAUAAAACAACAACAACAACAACAACAAAGACACAAUAGAUCGUAUGGAUCAAAAAGACGACGACAUUUAUCUUGUGAUAGUUCACUUUGGUCUAGAACACAAACACAACAACCAAUUCAACAAAGAGCAUCGCCAGUAGUAUCUGAACCUAAUCAUGCAAUUCGUCAACGUCAUUUCACAACGAUUGGUAUGAUGCAUGAUGAUUCAUCAUUGGCCUACUCAAAAACUUCAUCGACUUUGCCAAAAAUGAAACCUGUUUGUGAUGAACUUAAUUUAGCUGCAAUAGAAUUAGAUUCUCUACGUACAUUGGAAUGUUAUCGUACAUCAUUUUCAUCUUCAUAUUCAUCAUCCUUAACAUCAUCAUCAUGCUCAUUAAAUACUGAUAAACAAUUAAAACAACCUCGUUCUCAUCCGAAAAAGUCUUCUCGACCGAAAGGAACGUAUCUUGUUUGGCAUGAAUAUAAAAAUUCUUCAUUAUUAUCAGCAACAAACGGUGCAAAAAUAUUUUCAGUUAUACGCGGUGAUCAAGUACGUUUAUUACGACGCAUUGGUAAAUCAACUUUGCUUGUAAAGAAAGAAGAGGAUGGUUCAAUUGGAUUUCUACCACAAUCAUGUUUAGCACAUGAUGAGAUAAACUCAUUUUUAUCUGUUAAAGGAUUAAGAGAAACUGUUUUGUAA